AUGUGCAUCAAGGAGAGUUUGCGGUUGCAUCCCCCCGCCGUGGGCAUUUCCCGCUGCUGCACCCAGGACAUUGUGCUCCCAGAUGGCCGGGUCAUCCCCAAAGGUGUUAUCUGCAUCAUCAGUAUUUUCGGGACCCACCACAACCCAUCCGUGUGGCCAGACCCUGAGGUCUAUGAUCCCUUUCGCUUCGACCCAGAAAACAUCAAGGAGAGGUCACCUCUUGCCUUUAUUCCCUUCUCAGCAGGGCCCAGGAACUGCAUCGGGCAGACUUUCGCCAUGACGGAGAUGAAGGUGGUCCUGGCGCUCACGCUGCUGCGCUUCCGCGUCCUGCCGGCCGGGGAGGAGCCGCGCCGGAAGCCGGAGCUGAUCCUGCGCGCAGAGGGCAGACUGUGGCUGCGGGUGGAGCCUCUGAGCGCGGGCCCCCAGUGACCCGCGGCCUCCGGACCCGGGAUCCACCCCGACCCCACACCUCACUGUGCAGAUUCCCAGCAAUAAAUCUGUGCUGUCA
Molecule: messenger RNA, 508 nt
Organism: Equus quagga
Lineage: Eukaryota; Metazoa; Chordata; Mammalia; Perissodactyla; Equidae
Product: leukotriene-B4 omega-hydroxylase 3-like
Exons: 4
Coding region: 1-429 (142 amino acids)
Molecular function (GO): oxidoreductase activity, acting on paired donors, with incorporation or reduction of molecular oxygen; iron ion binding; monooxygenase activity
Source: RefSeq, a predicted model, not a curated record